This is a messenger RNA of Phlebotomus argentipes, 1677 nucleotides long. RefSeq names its product nucleolar protein 56 (gene Nop56). The record is from RefSeq and is a predicted model, not a curated record. NCBI's taxonomy places the organism in Eukaryota, Metazoa, Arthropoda, Insecta, Diptera, Psychodidae. Gene Ontology annotation, molecular function: snoRNA binding. Gene Ontology annotation, cellular component: box C/D methylation guide snoRNP complex; small-subunit processome. The coding region runs from base 98 to 1564 and encodes 488 amino acids. The transcript is spliced from 2 exons.
GGACAUCAUCAAUUCAGUGGCGUAGAGAAAAACAAUCCCACGUGUCGGCGCAAAAAUAUCAAUAAAAUACCUGAUAAAGUGUGAAUUAUUUGAUAAAAUGGUGAAGCUUUUCGUGCUCUACGAGCACGCAGCCGGCUUCGGGCUCUUCUCUGUGAGCGAAUUCGAGGAGGUGUCCAUGCUGCUGCCCCAGGUGGAGGCGUCCGUGACGGAUUUGAGUCGCUUCAAUGCCAUCGUGAAGCUGGUGAGCUUCUCGCCGUUCAAGACGGCUGUGGCGGCCUUGGAGAGCGCCAAUGCUGUGUCCGAGGGCAUCCUGCUGCAGGAUCUGGCCACUUUCCUGGACACCACGCUGCCGGCGAAGAAGAAGAAGGUGACUCUAGGUGUUGCGGACGCCAAGCUGGGCGCUGCCAUUGCUGAGGCUCUGGGAAUUCAGUGCAGUCAUGUGGGCGCCGUUCCGGAGAUCCUGCGCGGCAUUCGCAUGCACUUUCCCAGUCUGGUCAAAGGCUUCACGGCCCAGACGGCGGGCGUGGCUCAGUUGGGAUUGGGGCACAGCUAUUCGCGCGCCAAGGUGAAGUUCAACGUGCACAGAUCGGACAACAUGAUUAUUCAGUCCAUUGCCUUGCUGGACAUGCUCGAUAAGGACAUCAAUACGUUCUCGAUGAGGAUCAGAGAGUGGUAUUCCUAUCACUUCCCGGAACUCGUGAAGAUUGUGCCGGAUAAUCGUCUGUACGCGAAGGUGGCGCAGCACAUUAGGGAUCGCAAGAGUCUCACCGACGGUUCGGUGGCGGAGCUGGAGGAGAUUCUGAUGGACUCGGAGAAGGCACAGGCCAUUGUGGAUGCCGCCAAGAUGUCCAUGGGCAUGGACAUCUCCGUGGUGGACCUGAUGAACAUCCAGAUGUUCGCUGGGCGCGUCGUUCGGCUGUCUGACUACCGGAAGCAGCUGGCGGAGUAUCUGCACUCGAAGAUGGGCAAUGUGGCGCCCAAUUUGCAGUCCCUGAUCGGCGAUCAGGUUGGCGCUAGGCUCAUCUCGAAGGCGGGCAGUCUCACGAAUCUGGCCAAAUAUCCAGCGUCGACAGUUCAGAUCCUGGGCGCUGAGAAGGCACUCUUCAGGGCUCUCAAGACGCGCACCAACACGCCCAAAUACGGAUUACUGUAUCACUCCACGUUCAUCGGACGCGCUGGGCUGAAGAACAAGGGCAGAAUCUCGCGAUUCCUGGCCAACAAGUGCUCCAUUGCGUCGCGCAUCGAUUGCUUCACUGAGGCGCCGUCCAGUGUGUUUGGCGAUGCGCUCAGGCAGCAAGUGGAGGAUCGCCUGAAGUUCUACGAGUCCGGAGAGGCGCCCAGGAAGAACACGGAGGUGAUGGAGGAGGCCAUCGCCAUGGCGGAGCAGCAGCAGAAGAGUGAGAAGAAGAAGAAAAAGAAGAAGCGCGCCGCUGAGAAUGGAAAUGUGUCCAUGAAGAGCGAAAACGGCGACGAGACGCUGCCGGCGGACAAUGGCGAGGAAGAAGCCGCGGCGGAGCCGCCCAAGAAGAAAAAGAAGAAGAAGAAGAACAAGGAGGAGGCGUAAAUAUCUUCGAUCCUUCUCUGCGGGAAUUUUCCGUGAUGCUGCCGAUGAUUUUGGUGGAAAGUGAAGAAAAAAAAGUGUAGCAUUCAUGUUCAGAAUAUAUCCAUUCAAAUUUA